Camellia sinensis is the source of this 726-nucleotide messenger RNA. The record is from RefSeq and is a predicted model, not a curated record. Lineage: Eukaryota; Viridiplantae; Streptophyta; Magnoliopsida; Ericales; Theaceae.
UAAUAGUAUUGAAGAAUGGGGGGGGGGGGAGAAGAAGAAAACAACAAUAAUACCAAUUCGUUCCUUCAAUUAACGAGUUUGACACUUGAAGAUUUGCAGAGCCUCAAAAGCUUUUUCACCUAUAGAUCUGAAACACAAUCCCUCUUCACUAGCCCGGUUACAUUCCCUGCCUUGGAGACAUUGGAUAUUGAUGGACUAACAAUGAUAACAGAGAUAUGGGAUAGGAAAUUACUUCCAUCAGACUCUUUUCGACAGUUGAGGGACGUGACCAUCGGGAGCUGUGAGAAAUUGGUGAAUGUCGGUUCGUCCAAUAUGCCUCGACAAUUACCGAAACUAGAACGACUUGAUGUUAGUCAUUGUCGAGAGCUGAAAGUAAUAGUAUUGAAGAAUGGGGGGGAAGAAGAAGAAAAAGCAGAAAACAACAAUAUUACCAAUUCGUUCCUUCAAUUAACGAGUUUGACACUUGAAGAUUUGCAGAGCCUCAAAAGCUUUUUCACCUAUAGAUCUGAAACACAAUCCCUCUUCACUAGCCAGGUUACAUUCCCUGCCUUGGAGACAUUGGAUAUUGAUGGACUAACAAUGAUAACAGAGAUAUGGGAUAGGAAAUUACUUCUAUCAGACUGUUUUCGACAGUUGAGAGACGUGACCAUCGGGAGCUGUGAGAAAUUGAGCCUCAGUAGCUUUUUCACCUCUGGAUCUGAAACACAAUCCCUCUUCACUAGCCAG